Messenger RNA from Physeter macrocephalus (sperm whale), 2160 nucleotides. It is a transcript of the gene PAK5, whose product is annotated as p21 (RAC1) activated kinase 5. Gene Ontology annotation, molecular function: ATP binding; protein serine/threonine kinase activity. Lineage: Eukaryota; Metazoa; Chordata; Mammalia; Artiodactyla; Physeteridae. Gene Ontology annotation, biological process: protein phosphorylation; apoptotic process; cytoskeleton organization. The transcript has 8 exons. The coding region runs from base 1 to 2160 and encodes 719 amino acids. Gene Ontology annotation, cellular component: cytoplasm. The record is from RefSeq and is a predicted model, not a curated record.
AUGUUUGGAAAGAAAAAGAAAAAGAUUGAAAUAUCUGGCCCAUCCAACUUUGAACACAGGGUUCAUACUGGGUUUGAUCCACAAGAACAGAAAUUUACUGGCCUUCCCCAGCAGUGGCACAGCCUGUUAGCAGACACGGCCAAUAGGCCGAAGCCCAUGGUAGACCCUUCGUGCAUCACUCCCAUCCAGCUGGCUCCCAUGAAGACAAUCGUUAGAGGAAACAAACCCUGCAAGGAAACCUCCAUCAAUGGCCUUCUGGAGGAUUUUGACAACAUCUCCGUGACCCGCUCCAACUCCCUAAGGAAGGAAAGCCCGCCCACCCCAGACCAGGGAGCCUCCAGCCAUGGUCAAGGCCAUCGGGAAGAAAAUGGAUUCCUCACCUUCUCACAGUAUUCCAGCGAAUCUGAUACCACUGCUGACUAUGCAACGGAAAAGUACAAAGAAAAGAGUCUCUAUGGAGAUGAUUUGGACCCGUUUUAUAAAGGCAGCCACUCGGCCAAGCAAAAUGGGCACGUAAUGAAACUGCAACAUGGGGAAGCCUACUAUUCUGAGAUGAAGUCUUUGCAAUCCAACAGAGCCAGGUUUCCUGUUGAUUAUCACACACACUUGGACUCACUGAGCAAACCCAGUGAGUACAGUGACCUCAAAUGGGGGUACCAGCGAGCCUCAAGCAGCUCCCCUCUGGAUUAUCCGUUCCAAUUCACGCCUUCUAGAACUGCAGGGACCAGUGGGUGCUCCAAGGAGAGCCUGGCAUACAGCGAAAGUGAGUGGGGACCCAGCCUGGAUGACUAUGACAGGAGGCCAAAGUCAUCAUACCUGAGUCAGACCAGCCCUCAGCCUGCCAUGAGGCAGAGGUCACGGUCAGGCUCCGGGCUCCAGGAACCCAUGAUGCCCUUCGGAGCAAGUGCAUUUAAAACCCACCCCCAAGGACACUCCUACAGCUCCUACACCUACCCUCGCUUGUCCGAGCCCACAAUGUGCAUUCCAAAGGUGGAUUAUGAUCGAGCACAGGUGGUCCUCAGCCCUCCACUGUCAGGGUCCGACACCUACCCCAGGGGCCCUGCCAAACUACCUCAAAGUCAAAGCAAAACAGGCUAUUCCUCAAGCAGCCACCAGUACCCAUCUGGGUACCACACAGCCACCCUGUACCACCACCCCUCCCUGCAGACCAGUUCGCAGUACAUCUCCACAGCUUCUUACCUGAGCUCUCUCAGCAUCUCAUCUAGCACCUACCCCCCACCCAGCUGGGGCUCCUCCUCAGACCAGCAGCCCUCCAGGGUGUCCCACGAACAGUUCCGGGCAGCCCUGCAGCUGGUGGUCAGCCCAGGAGACCCCAGAGAAUAUUUGGACAACUUUAUCAAAAUCGGGGAAGGGUCAACCGGCAUUGUGUGCAUUGCCACCGAGAAACACACGGGGAAGCAAGUCGCCGUGAAGAAAAUGGACCUCCGAAAGCAACAGAGACGAGAGCUGCUUUUUAAUGAGGUUGUGAUAAUGCGGGAUUAUCACCAUGACAACGUGGUUGACAUGUACAACAGCUACCUUGUCAAUGAUGAGCUCUGGGUUGUCAUGGAAUUUCUAGAAGGUGGUGCCUUGACAGACAUCGUUACUCAUACCAGAAUGAAUGAAGAACAAAUAGCUACCGUCUGUCUGUCGGUUCUGAGGGCUCUCUCCUACCUGCACAACCAAGGAGUGAUUCACAGGGACAUAAAGAGUGACUCCAUCCUGCUGACAAGUGAUGGCCGGAUAAAGUUGUCUGACUUUGGUUUCUGUGCUCAAGUUUCCAAAGAGGUGCCAAAGAGGAAAUCACUGGUUGGCACGCCCUACUGGAUGGCACCUGAGGUGAUUUCUAGGCUGCCUUAUGGGACAGAGGUGGACAUCUGGUCUCUCGGGAUCAUGGUGAUAGAGAUGAUUGACGGCGAGCCCCCCUACUUCAAUGAGCCUCCCCUCCAGGCCAUGCGGCGGAUCCGGGACAGUUUACCUCCAAGAGUGAAGGACCUGCACAAGGUUUCUUCAGUGCUCCGGGGAUUCCUAGACCUGAUGUUGGUGAGGGAACCCUCUCAAAGAGCCACAGCCCAGGAACUCCUCGGACAUCCAUUCUUGAAAUUGGCAGGUCCGCCAUCUUGCAUUGUUCCCCUCAUGAGACAAUACAGGCAUCACUGA